AUGGCGGACGACGGCGGGAGCCACGAGGGCGGCGGCAGCGGCGGCGGCGGCGGCUACCGGGAGCAGGACCGGUUCCUGCCCAUCGCCAACAUCAGCCGGAUCAUGAAGAAGGCCGUCCCGGCCAACGGCAAGAUCGCUAAGGACGCUAAGGAGACCCUGCAGGAGUGCGUCUCCGAGUUCAUAUCCUUUGUCACCAGCGAGGCCAGCGACAAAUGCCAGAAGGAGAAGAGAAAGACGAUCAACGGGGACGAUUUGCUUUGGGCGAUGGCUACGUUAGGAUUCGAGGAGUACGUCGAGCCUCUGAAGAUUUACCUACAAAAGUACAGAGAGAUGGAGGGUGAUAGUAAGCUGUCUACAAAGGCUGGCGAGGGCUCUGUAAAGAAGGAUGCAAUCAGUUCCCAUGGUGGCACCAGCAGUUCAAGUAACCAGUUGGUUCAGCAUGGAGUUUACAACCAAGGGAUGGGCUAUAUGCAGCCACAGUGUCUAUCCAUCAGCUAG
This is a messenger RNA of Miscanthus lutarioriparius, 498 nucleotides long. Lineage: Eukaryota; Viridiplantae; Streptophyta; Magnoliopsida; Poales; Poaceae. The record is from the annotation of a GenBank genome assembly.